AUGGAUGACCAACGCAAUACUCUGUUGCCUUCCGCAAGAUUCGGUGACUCCUCCAGCCUGGAAUCCAAUUCCUAUUCACGCACCAUUCGCCCUGCAAACUCUCCACUCAAACACUCGCAACCCCAACAUUACCCACCCACAUCAAUCAACGCGAUUGUCUCCAACAUGUCACACCCAACAAUCCCACCACGCAAGAAUCCCAUGGACACUCAAUCCAGUUUGAUGUCCCCUCCAGAGCCUCUUCUGCACGACAGUUUCUCGCGACCCUCAACCAGCGAUUCCAACAUGGACAUCUCCUACGGAAAACCCGCUGCCGCCCAAUACGAUCCUCCUCUCUCUCCCCCAGUCUCUCCCGAAGACUCCACCGGUACUCUAGACUCCCCAUCGAAUGCCAACCGAGACCCUAUCCUCUUUCCUCAGGAGCAGGAGACUCAAGACGCUUCCUCCACCCACCCAUCGUUGUUCCCUACACAGCAGGUAGUUGAGGACCACAUUCGAAACCGAGACUCGAGCGUCUUUGCCCAAACCUCUCCCCCACGACGAGAAGAUUAUGAUCUGGUCCUACGAUGCCAAAUGAUGGGCAAGUUUGUACAAAACCCACAAAAGUAUCAAAUGCAAGCUUGGAUCCAAGCAAAGGCCGACCAGGAGGCUCGACGAGGUGGUCCUCGCGAUAUCAAUCAACUCCGACGAUAUACCCCAAUCGCCCCUGCUUCCAAUGGCUCUCGCAAGGCUGGAGGACGUGCCAAUGGCCCACGAACCAGCCCAAAUGGGGGAAUUGCAAAGCCCCGAGUACCCAAGGCUCCCAAGGGCGAUCGACAACAAACCCCGGACGUCGGAGGAAAGAGAGUUGCGAGAGAAGACAAGGACUUUGAGUCUCUUCCUGAUUUCUCACCACCCAUUGGCAAUUCCUUGGAUAAGCCAAAUGCCCUCAAGAUUGACUGGAAGGGUCAACCCAUUGAUCUCAAGAAUGAUCCUCAUGCCGAUAAGCUUCAUCCUCAUGAGCUUGCUUGCGCUGCCAACCUUCGCUUGGAUUGUGCUACCUAUCUUACCUCCAAACGUCGAAUCUUUAUCUCUCGAGUCAAUGCUUUGAAUAUCCCCAAGGAGUUCCGUAAGACGGAUGCACAACAAGCCUGUAAGAUUGAUGUCAAUAAGGCUAGCAAGCUUUGGUCUGCCUUUGAGAAGGUUGGAUGGCUCAAGCCCGAACUCUUUCAGCAAUAUGUCGGCAAGAAGCUGUUACCUGUUGAGGGUCAUUCUGGAAACGCAUAA
This is a messenger RNA of Hymenoscyphus albidus, 1266 nucleotides long. Lineage: Eukaryota; Fungi; Ascomycota; Leotiomycetes; Helotiales; Helotiaceae. The record is from the annotation of a GenBank genome assembly.